CGGCGGACGCGCUUCGCGAGCUCCGAAAUCCGAUGAACCCGAAGGUUAUCCAAAUACCCCCGGUCUCGCCCACGUUACGGUAACUUCAACAGACUGAGACACGCCCCACGUCAGAGCCACGGCCGCCGCUAAUAUUGAGGGUCCCCAUCUGGCACGCCUCGUGAUAGUCAACCGUAAUAUUGGUAAGGCGGUGCAACCAAGUUAUGAGGCUGGCAGUGCAAGCGGUUCAUUGUGGGGUAAGCGAAAUAUUUCUUAUCAUUUCGGCAUAUUUCGUGAUCGUACCGUGGCCUAAGAUCCCUGUACCGUUGAGGGUGCCAGUCCCCUCAAAAUGUUGUAUGUAUAUGGACAUUGAUCAUGGUAUGUACAGAUAAGGGGUGAACACCCGCAUGGGGUUAAGGCCGCGGGCUUUACGAUCGAUACGGGUUGCUCUCCAAAUAUGGUCUGCACUUAUUUUAGUUGCAAAGGGUCAUGUAUUGUAAAACCCCUAGUACGAGGGACUUUUCAGCAGAGCUUAUCUACGGCUGCCCUCGUUAAAAUUGGGUUGCGGGUCAUCAUCGAUCUUGAUUUUCACCAGUCUUUUUUUCACUUCUGUAGCACACACACGCAUUCAAUUGUACAGAUCCGCGAACAUCGCAUUGGCCAUUCAACUUUCGCCGCAUACAAUCCCACGCUUGGUACCUUGUCGCUCUGUCACUGCAGAACCAUGUUAUCGUAUGAAAAGUCAAUCGAAGGACUAGAGGCUAAUGACCUCAAGGGAGAUUGGGAUAUAGGCUCGGAUAGACGAGUUCAAGGCUCGAUUGGGCACUAUAUGUUGACGGGGUGGGAAAGUCACCGUUCAUACCGGAAGAACGUGUUCCUGGCUAGUAUGCACGAAGCCAUAUUCGGAAACGGGUGUGGAGGAGACAAGUCAGUAGAGAGAUCGCCGUUAUCAUUCACACCAUUCCAGAUGGACAACCAGGUUAGAAUUUAUUACUUAUUGACGGAAGCCAGUAUUUUGGUAUUCCUACAAUGAUUUAGUGUAGCAAAACCGUUCCCAUUAU
Messenger RNA from Cantharellus anzutake, 1040 nucleotides. RefSeq lists its product as uncharacterized. The record is from RefSeq and is a predicted model, not a curated record. Bases 437 to 1012 code for a protein of 191 amino acids. The transcript has 3 exons. NCBI's taxonomy places the organism in Eukaryota, Fungi, Basidiomycota, Agaricomycetes, Cantharellales, Hydnaceae.